This is a messenger RNA of Cryptococcus amylolentus CBS 6039, 1557 nucleotides long. RefSeq lists its product as hypothetical. The record is from RefSeq and is a predicted model, not a curated record. Gene Ontology annotation, molecular function: NADPH-hemoprotein reductase activity; flavin adenine dinucleotide binding; FMN binding. Bases 1 to 1557 code for a protein of 518 amino acids. The transcript is spliced from 5 exons. NCBI's taxonomy places the organism in Eukaryota, Fungi, Basidiomycota, Tremellomycetes, Tremellales, Cryptococcaceae. Gene Ontology annotation, cellular component: cytosol.
AUGACUGAGCUUGGAGCCAAAAGGAUCGGUGAACGAGGCGAAGGGGAUGACGACAAGAGCUUGGAGGAAGACUACCUGGCCUGGAAGGAUCCCAUGUGGACUGCCUUCUCUAAGCGUCGUGUUGUCGAGGAGGGUGGUGCUGGCGAUGUCGCCGACUUUGUUGUGAAGGAGCUGCCCGAUCACGCCCCCGAGAAGGCCUACCAUGGCCAAUUUUCCCCUCGUGCUCUUCUCGCAUCAGCCAGCGGCGGGAGUACUCCUGUGGGCGCAUAUGGUGCCAAGAACCCCUUCCCUGCCCCUGUCCUUUCUUCUCGAGAGCUGUUCAGCGUCGGCGGUAACGGAAACUGUGUUCACAUUGAAUUCGACAUUACGGGCUCUGGCAUGAACUACCAACACGGCGACCAUGUGGGCGUCUGGCCUUCUAAUCCCGACGUUGAUGCCAUUGUUGACAUCGAGUCUCUCGAUCCCGCUCUGGGCAAGGCCCCCUUCCCUUCUCCUGCUACCUACGAUGCCAUUUUCCGUCACUAUCUCGACAUCUCCGCCAUGGCUUUCCGCCAAACGAUUGCCUUCCUUGCUCGUUACGCGCCGACUGAAGCUGCUGGCGCCAAGCUCACGCAGUGGGACAAUGACAAGGAAGCAUAUGCCAAAGAAGUCGACGGCCCUGCCUUGAAGUUGGCCGAAGUCCUCCAAGCUGCCAGCGGCGACUCUGUCGAGGAGCCUUUUGUCCCGCAGACUGUCUGGUCCAUUCCCUUUGACCGUAUCGUCUCUUCCAUUCCCCGUCUUCAACUCCGAUACUACUCCAUCUCGUCAUCCGCAAAGUUCCACCCCAACGCCAUCCACGUGACCGCGGUUGUGCUCAAGUACCCGUGCUGCCGUGCACCACCACCGGAGCCGCGAUGGGUCUUUGGUCUUUCUACCAACUUUGUCCUCAAUGUCAAACUCGCCCAGUCUGGCGAGAACGCUCCUUCUGCCGGCGACGUUGCUCAGCAGGUCACCAUGAAGAAGAUUCCCCAGUACAGUACAGGCUGGCGGGCCCUCGCGGCAAUUAUGUCAAGGGAAACGUCUACCGAGUCCCUAUCCACGUGCGAAGGAGCACUUUUAGACUGCCUACUUCUCCCAAGGUUCCAAUCAUCAUGGUCGGUCCUGGAACUGGUGUUGCUCCUUUCCGAGGCUUCGUGCAAGAACGUGUUCGUUGCCCUCACCUGCAAAGCUAUCGAGAAAAACGGACCGCUGAUGCCCUCAAAGACUGGGCCCAUAUUUAUCUGUUCUACGGGUGUCGACGUGCCGGCGAAAAAUUUUGUAUCAGGACGAAUGGCCGCAGCAAAGUCUACGUACAGGGCCUCAUCCACGACCUUGCCUCUGGAACUCGCUCCGCUCAUCAUCGACAAGCGCGCAUAUAUCUACAUAUGGGGCGACGCCAAGAACAUGUCGAAGGCUGUCGAGGAGAUACUUAUGGAGAUGCUUGGGCAGGCGAAGGGCGGAAGUGCAGCAGUCGAGGGGGCCAAGGAGCUGAAGACUUUGAAGGAGAGAAACAGAUUAAUAACCGACGUCUGGAGCUAG